Hermetia illucens (black soldier fly) is the source of this 7178-nucleotide messenger RNA. RefSeq names its product protein AF-10 (gene Alh). The coding region runs from base 902 to 5281 and encodes 1459 amino acids. Gene Ontology annotation, biological process: regulation of transcription by RNA polymerase II. The transcript is spliced from 14 exons. Gene Ontology annotation, cellular component: nucleus. Gene Ontology annotation, molecular function: nucleosome binding; histone binding. The record is from RefSeq and is a predicted model, not a curated record. Lineage: Eukaryota; Metazoa; Arthropoda; Insecta; Diptera; Stratiomyidae.
AACAUUUCCAAGUGCUUCUGCCCCUAUUGCCUAUCGAAAACAAAAUGGUUGCUGCGCGAUUGUAUGAGGCCCAGGCCUAAAAACGUCGCCUUCAUCGUAUACAGAAAAGUUGGGCCUUACUACGCUUCAUUUUGCAUGAUUCUCGGGUGUUUGAAAUCGCGCUGGUUCUGCUAUUUUUGUGUGGUGCGAUUCGUGCAGGGUCCGUGUUCGCAUUGUGCAUUUGUUAAGUGAGAAAUUGGCGGUCAAAUUGCGUGAGGAAAAACAAUCUAAACACGAGGUCGUCCGACGGCAGUGAGGUGAUCGCCAAUUAGCGACGGACGGAACAACCAAAAUACGCGAGAGACGAAAGCGUUUUCCGUGGAUAUUCCGUGUUUGCCGGUUGUUUUUUGGAUAAUUAAUGGGAAAUGUUGGGUAACUGGCGGCGGAGGACGUUUUUGGGUGCUUGAAAGUGAGAUUUUGGACGGGCCGAGGCGGAAAAGUGAAAAUAAAAGUGAACUAUUGACGUUUCGCGGACGGUGUUUUUGUUGUUGUUUCGGUGGUCCGUGCAGUGGGGCGCCAAAUCGCCAGGUGAGAAUCUGACACUGGCGAUCGUUCUUGGACUUUGAGAAAGCGUCGAAGUGUUCUUUUCGCGGCUCGUUCCGACCGUGCUGAGGUCUCCGGACGAUCGUUUGUACGAGGAGUGUUCGCAGCCAGGGAGGUCUGUUGGAACCACCCCCGGACAGAGGAGCGCCAUUGCAGCCCCGAUCGCAAACACGUUGCAGAGUCCAUUGCGGACCUAUUUUCGUUUCAGUUCAUUUUUUUUAAUUUUUUGUUUGAAUAAUUUUUGUUGAUAUUGAGAAUAUUGAUUACCUCUCGCGGAUGGUAAUGAGGCGAACUACUUAAACCAAUCUAAUCGGCCAGGAUGAAGGAGAUGGUCGGCGGUUGCUGUGUAUGUUCAGACGAGCGGGGGUGGCCGGAAAACCCACUUGUUUAUUGCGAUGGUCAAAAUUGUACGGUAGCCGUGCAUCAGGCAUGCUACGGUAUUGUUACCGUACCAACAGGACCAUGGUAUUGCCGGAAAUGUGAAAGUCAGGAGAGGUCAGCUCGAGUCCGAUGUGAGCUAUGCCCAUCGCGAGAUGGGGCACUCAAAAAAACGGAUAAUCAAGGAUGGGCACAUGUCGUAUGUGCCCUGUACAUCCCGGAAGUUCGCUUCGGGAAUGUGACGACGAUGGAACCGAUUAUUUUACAAUUAAUUCCACCGGAAAGAUAUGCAAAGACAUGCUAUAUCUGCCAAGAGAUUGGCAAAGGUAAUCGCGCUACCGUCGGCGCUUGUAUGCAAUGCAACAAGUCGGGUUGUAAGCAGCAGUUUCAUGUCACUUGCGCACAGGGAUUGGGGCUCCUUUGUGAGGAAGCUGGCAAUUAUUUGGAUAACGUGAAAUAUUGUGGUUAUUGUCAGCAUCAUUAUAGCAAAUUGAAAAAGGGCGGAAACGUUAAAACUAUCCCACCUUAUAAGCCUGUUACUCAUGAAUCCGCCUCCAGCGAUGGAACCUUAUCACCCGAAAAAGAAAUAGAUCCUGCUCCAACGGUAUCGGCAUCUGUUACUGUUAGCCUAAAGAGCAAUUCUAGCCAAUCGGGUAGUUCGUCAACAUUAAACUCGUCGUCUUCGUCAUCAUCAUCCUCGAAGCAACGUAAAUCGGGUAGCAAUAAAUUAACAGGUUCUUCGUCAUCUUCAUCGACAUCGAAUAAUGCUGGUGGUAGCUUAGGUGGUAGCAGUAGCGGGGCGAAUAUUGCCCCUUCGUCUUCGACGUCGGGUAGUAGUAAGAGUAUUUCAAGUAGUUCGGGUAGCUCUAAGGAUAAAGACAAACAUAGCAAAAGUCUGAAUAAGAUAUCGAGUUCAAGUAAGAACCAAGAUAAGGAAUCGUCAUCGUCAUCCACCUCGUCCUCAACUCGAGAUAAAUCGAAGUCUUCAAAGAGUAAUAAAGACAGCAGUUUGAACAUAGAUCAUGGAAGCGCAAGUGCUUCAGCUGUGUCAUCUGCGACUAUUUCAGCUUCUAAUUUAUCGAUUGGAGUUAACCAGUCUCUCAGUAAUAAAGACAAUUUGGGUCAGAAAUUUACAACGCACAAUUUUACGGAAAGCGUUGUGAUGAAUUCGGAGUCAGUAUUUGGAGGAAAUAAUGAUAAACAGCCUUCAUCUUCACCGAGUACGGGAAGUACGAAUCCGUCGUCGUCAUCUACUUCAUCAAAUCGUGAUAGUAAAAGUUCAUCGUCAUCGAGUGGCGGUGGAAGCGGAUCAUCCGGAAAGAAGCGUAAAGCAGAUUCAUCGAAACUGUCUUCAUCGAGUUCUUCCAACAAUCUUAACAGUGCUAGCUCAACGGACGCGCUCGAUUUAAACAAUCAUCCUUUGGCCCUCAGGGAUAUCAUCAAAGAUGUUUCGGUUACGUUGAUUCCAUUGCCUAUGAAUAAAAGACAGGAUGUCGGCGGUAACGAAGGUAGCAGUGAGAAAAUUUCGAUUAGCAAAAAGCCAAAAACAGACACAUCGAAUUCCUCUCCGCAUCACGAUGUCAGUUCACAAGGCAUCAGCCAAAAUUUAUCGGGAGGUCAGGUACCUAGUGGAAGUAUAUCAAUAAAACAAGCAAUUUCGCAAGUGAACAGCGGGAUUAGUAGCAUACAGCCAUCUUCCGGCAAUGUGAACAGUAGUGCCAGUAGUACCUCAAUACAAUCCCACAUAAAGCCGGCGAUCCUGAAAGACAUAGCCGACAGUCGCAAUCGAUCGAGUUCCCCAUACAACUCGUCCGCUGCUAACCCGUCAGGUAGUGGGACACCGAGUCUUUAUGUUUCAGUGCCACUUUCAAAUGCUAAUGUACCUGGAAUAAAUUUACCUUCUGCAUCUGCGAAUGACCAUGUAACACAAACCAGUCGAAGUAGUCCGCUCGUGAAUCAUUCGCAUCAUCAGUCAAAUAGCACGUUAAGUCAACCAUCGGUCAUAGAACGGCAAUCACCUCGAAUAUUGCAAAAUCAGUCACUUCAUUUGGCUGACCAUACAACGUCAAAUUCGAUUCUGCCUUCAUCGGCUUCAUUGCAUCAUACGUCAAACAUGUCGCCAACACUUAAUCCACGAUCGGAUCCAUCAGCAAUGGACACUUCGGGUUUAAAGAUUGCUUACGAAAAACAGAAAUUUCGUUCAACACCUAUUCAAGAUCAAGAUCAAUUACCUGCCAGACGAUCAAGAUCACAAUCGGGAGAUAGUAGCGGGAAAUCUUCACGCUCAGGAAAAAAGCGUUCAGCAGCGGGAAGUUCUACGACGACUAGUACGUCGACAUCCUCGACUAGUUCACCUGCAUCAAUGCCAUCAACAUCGGCAGCGUUGCCAACUGGCAGUAAUACGGAAGGAAGCGAGAGCGCAAACGCUGCACCGGUGGCGCCAUCAGGAAACUCAAAAAAUCAACCUCAGUCUAAUAAAUAUAAUAAUAAUUCUAAUAACUCAAGUGAUGCCUCGAGCUCAGUUAACAAUAUAAAAGGAAGUAAUAGUAGCAGUGCUGUAUUGGAUACUCUACCUCCAACAGCGAACAAUAGUAGUGCCCCUCCAAACAUGAAGCAAAUGAAUAAAAAAAUGUUGAGGGCACAACAGUCGCAACAACAACAACCGCCACACCACAGUACACCUCCACCCCAAUUGCAGAUUCCUCAAGUACAGCCGCAGCAGCAUAGUGCAGCUGCACCUUCUUGUUCUACUGCUUCUAUUACCUCUACAACAACUUUAAUUCAAAGCGAAGAAAACAACCCAUCAAAUUCAACGUCAUCUUCUAAUUCUAGAACGCCAGACAAUGUGAACUUAUCGACUUUGACGAGCAGUACAGCGGCCUCGACGACACCUUUGGGUGGUGGGAGUAGUAGUACUAAAGAUAGCGGAGGGGGUUUAAAAUUCAUUUAUGAAUCACAAACCGGUAGCGGACCUAUGAGUAAUCAAUCUAUAAGCCCCAGCCCACUUCCAAUGGAUCCUGUUGUUAAGGAUUCACCGCCGAGUUCGCCUGGUUCGGAAGCCGGGUCAUCUCGAAAGCGUGGUCGAAAGUCGGCCGAAUCUAAAGAUAACAUGAAAAUGUUCUUCCAAAAUGGAGUACAUGCAACACAUAUGCUUGGUAAUCAGCUUAAUCCAGCUAGUAGCGUUGCACAAAAGAUGUCGGACCAACUACAUAUGGAAAUCGAAGCGCACAGUAUUUACACACAAUCAAAUGAUGCGGGACCACAACUGAUAGGCGUUCCUUUACCAGGCAAAGGAAGUACACGGAAUUCUAGCCAAUCAGCCGGUACAAAUUCGUUGUCAUCAAUGUUGAGUGGGUCAAAUUCCAACACAACCACCGGAAAUACGCCUCAAAGUUUAGAGCAAUUACUGGAACGACAGUGGGAGCAAGGAUCUCAGUUUCUUAUGGAGCAAGCGCAGCAUUUUGAUAUUGCAUCCCUACUGUCCUGCCUGCAUCAACUGCGAACGGAGAAUGUAAGACUAGAAGAACAUGUGAAUAACUUAAUAGCAAGACGAGACCACUUAUUAGCUGUGAAUGCAAGAUUAGCGAUACCCCUCAAUCCAACUGUUCCGCCGAAUGCAACUCUGAACAAUAUGCAUAUGAACGGUCCGUCGAACGAUACCGUUUCGUCACGCCUUUCAAGGGUGAGCGCUCAUUACAAUGCCCAACAGCAGCAACAGCAACAACCAAACCUUCCCGUGGAGAAUGGAAUCGAUUUUCGACAUUCGUCACAUCCAGCUUCAUCCAACAAUCCAUCAUCGAUUAGUAGACAUUCAUCUGCAAAUUUAAAUUAUUCUUCCUCCACCUCAUCCGUUCAUAAUCAACAACAAUCACAACAUAGUGUUUUGUCGUCACCGGCAUCCUCAUCAACAUCAUCAAAUAAUAGACAACAACAACAACCGCACCAGCAACAACAACCACCGCUUCCACAUCCCCAUUCGCAACAUCAGCAAUUGUCAAAUGUAGCAGGCGCAUCCUCAUCAUCGGGAGCUCCAUCGAUGAAUGCCCAAUCUAUGGCUGAUGCACAUUCACUGAUACGUGGGAGUGGAAGUGGUCGUGGAGCGAGUGGUUCCAGCUCCAUUUUGAAUUCUUCAUCGAAUAAUUCGACCAUGGGCGGUGGUUUAGUUGGAACUGGGAUCGGAGUAGGAUCGGGAGGAGGAGGAGGCGGAGGAGGAAAUAUUGGAUCAAGUUCGUAUCAUAAUGCUACUCAACAAUCUGCCGCCUAUUCGACCGUUCAUCAGUCACAACUAAGACGAGACGAUAGCCAUGCGAAGCCCAGCUGAAAAUCAUUAAGACCAAUGUUAAAUCCAACGAAAGAUCCACUGACUGUUCAACCAUCGUCGACGACAACUCUAAUGCCUGCCGCAUCGUUUUUGCCUCACCAGCAAUACUCUCACUCAACCAUUGAAAAUAAGUUAAUCAGAUUGGGACAACCAAAAUUGGCAAACGACAGAGUUGAGACGGAUAGCCUUUCGCCGUCAUCCCAAACAUCCACUCUAUCUUCGGCAACAGCUUCGACUCCAUUACCUUCGUCUUCAUCUUCCUUGUCACAAUCGCCUCCACCAACAGUCACGUCCAUGUCAUUACGAGCAGCUGAUGACUUCAUAAGAUCAAGCACUCGGAAUGCCGGGCAGUUGCACCAUCAAUCUCAACAACCAGUACAGGAAUCAAUACUUUCAUCGUCUUCAUCUUCAGUGUCGCAACGAAGUAAAUAUCCUAGAGAAACAAUUCGUAAUCCGUUCCGGACAAGCGACCUAGAAGCGUUUUUCGAAUAUCACCAACAAAUAAUGACUACUCAACAAUAUAGUGGUGAAAGGCGCAAUAGAACAUUCUCAAGACAUCAGCCUGAACAUAGCAUUCAACAGCAGGCUCGCAGGUGUGAGUUAAAGCGACGAUCCAGUCAACAUGAAGGAUUUCAACACAACAGACAAUACACCACAACAGAAUCACUGGAUGUAUCAACAUCGUCAGAAUAUAUACCCUCCAGCCAAAAAACAUCUAAAACUGUUUAUGCGAAGGGCGAGAAGUUAAACUAGAAGCGAACGGUUAUAGGUACUGAGGCACUUUCUCAUUAAAUUAAGUAAUAAAAAAAAUAUAUUUCGGAAUUCAAUGACGAUGGGCGAAAAGCAAUAAUCUAAAACUCAAAAUUGUGCAUUUUAGAAAAUCAACAUCACGAUUGUGUACGCUACAAUGUUUACUUGUAAAUAAUUAUUUUUAUACCACUCAAUCCACAAGCAACUUUGAAUGAAGAGUUUGAUAAAAACGCAUUCGUGUUUCGAUUCGUGUGCAUUGUAUGCACUUUGUAAUACAUAAUAUACUAUAAAAUGAAAAAAAAUAAAACAAUCUGACUGAAGAAAAAUAAAAUGAAAAGAAAAUUUUAGAAAAAAGAUAAUUGAUACUAUUGCUGCAUUAAAGCAGUCCAGAAUAAGUUAAAUCGAGUACACACAAAUAUCUUCACAAAUUUUGCUGACUAUAUUUUAUUCUAUUUCGAUUAUAGAAAUAUUCAGUCGAGUCGUAUAGAAUAGCCAAUUUGAAAUGAAUUUAGUAAAUUAUAUUCAUAUAGGCAAAUCGUUUAAAUAUUCAAUUUUGUUAUGUAGUGAAAAAUGCAUGUUUUAUUUGAGUUGCAGAGUUCGGUUGUCGGUAAUCUUCCUGUGUAUCAUAUUUUCGCGUCCCCAUUAGCAACUACUUUGACUUUUUCAUCAGAAAUGAUAAGUUUUCCUAAUAUAAUAGGUAAUUUAGCUGCAUCCUUUAGUUCUAUGUGUUCUACAGAAAUGGUGAAAAUAUUUUAUAAUUGCAAUUAAGGAAACAAAGUAAAAAUAAAAUAAAAAAUUAACAACUUCAAGACAUAAUUAUUUGUCGUGUUAAACAUUUAAGUUAAGCUUAAAGAAUUGUAAAGAAAUGUACAGUAUACAUAUGAGGAAGUCUAGCAGAAAAAUGUAAGAAUUAUAAAUUAUUGUAGUGAAGCGAAUUAAGGAAAAAAGCGUAUUAAUAAGUGAAAAACAAUGCUUAGAACAUAAAUUUAUGACCGUGGUAACAUUAGCCAAGUAAUUAGUAUAGAGAUUGUAAAGAUUGUCUUUCUCUUUUUGUUUUGUAAAGUGUUCUCAUUCUGAGUUUUAACUACAUUUUGUUCAUUAUUUCUAGGAUUCUUGUUUAAGAAUAAAAAAUUAUUUUUUUCAUCAA